GCAACAUUAUUUAAAUUUAAACAAAAAAAAAAAAAAAACAAAUACAAACACUAUCAUCGUCGUUUAAGAAUUAGUGAUAACGGUUCUUCAUUCUCUCAUUAGUCGUUUAUACUGCAGUUAAUGUUCGCACUGCUCUUAGUAGGUUGUUGUCGUUCUAGGUGACUGGUGCCUUGCGCUUUGUGUUUGAUUUUUUUUUUCCAUCCUGCCGACGCGAAUGACAAUUUGAAAUUCGAAUGAUGUAGGCGUACUCGGUUAGACGUCUUCCACGCGCAUCGAAUAUUAUCUCGGCAGUUCGUUUCGUAUUAGUCCGUGUUUUUGUGCGCUCGCGAUGUGACGGAAAAACAUGGAUCCUCGAAUAGGUAGCCGACCGACAUGAAGUCAUCCGUUCGUCGAAGACUAUUAUCGUUUCUCGUUGGUAGUAUAACUGUUUGAUACGAUCAUGUUGGUUGCAUAUCUGUUGUUCGUAACAACUCUGUUGUACGAAGCUGCGAUUUGCAACGCCAAGAAAGUCUGUUACAAGAAAUGUGAAUGCCUCGGCACCUACGUCGACUGUAGCAAAACAAUGGUUAACGCAUUUCCAGAAGCAUUACCUCAGUGGAUGGAAACUUUAGAUUUGAGCUUAAAUAAAAUUGAUGGGAAUCUGACAAUUGAUACCAAUAGUUACUUACAUCUAACAACAUUGAAACUUACCAAGAACUCAAUUUCAUAUUUUCCAGUAUUUGUGAACAAAUCAAAUAUCAGUCAUUUAAACUUAGCACAUAACAAAAUAGAAAAAUUGGAGGCUCUAGAAAAUUUACCUAACUUGAAAACUUUGGACAUGAACAAAAAUAAACUGAUAUUUUUAGAUGAUAAUACUUUUUCACAAUCUAAACACUUCAAAAUUCUAAACCUUAACAAUAAUUUUAUCACCAACUUAAGUGCAAAUUGUUUUGAUGCAUUGACAAAUUUAGUAGAAUUGAAAAUAUCUCAUAAUAAGUUGAACAAUUUACCUAUUGGAUUAUUCAAAAAACUAAAAAACCUUGAAUUACUCGAUUUAAGUAGAAAUCACAUAACUGUCAUUCAUGGUUUAUUAUUUAUGGAUUUGGUGAAUUUGAAAUCAAUGAUACUUCGACAAAAUCAAAUUGAAGAUUUACAAGAUGGAUCAUUUUUUGGAUUGAUAAAUUUACAAUCAUUACAUUUAGAAGAUAAUAAUUUAAGCAAAAUAUCCAAAGGGUGGUUAUACGGAUUGAAUUCACUUGUUUACUUAAAUAUAAGUUAUAACAGAUUAGAUCAAAUCAAAAGUGGAUGGGAAUAUUGUGCAGAACUUGAAGAAUUGGAUUUAUCCUAUAAUAAACUACAGUACAUUGAAAAAAGUAAUUUAGAAAAUUUAAGAAAGUUACAAAAACUACAUUUAAAUAACAAUAGAUUAUCAUUCAUUGAAGAAGGAUCAUUUAACAAUACACCUAUGCUACAAAUACUUCAAAUGGAUCACAAUUAUUUGUCAUGGCUUAUUGAAGAUGCAAAAGAAACUUUUAUUGGUCUGAGAAAUUUGAAAAAAUUAAGUUUAGCUAAUAAUAAAAUAUUAUUCAUUAAAAAAGAAGCAUUUUCUGGCUUAGACAAUCUAGAUGAAUUAAAUUUACUUCAAAAUAAUGUCCUAGAAAUCCAAGAUGAAGCAUUCAAAUAUAUGCCUAAUCUUGAAUAUCUAUAUUUAAAUAGUUCUUCACUAGUAUGUGACUGCUCAAUGUCGUGGCUUAAACAGCCAAAUAUAUUUGAAGAUUUACCAUUUGAUUACAUAAAUGCGUUUUGUGGCUUCCCAGAAAAAAAUAAAGGAAAAAAUUUGAAAGAAAUAUCCUUUACAGACUUCUCAUGUCUUGAGAAUAGUCCAAAACCUAUGAUAGUAUUCCAUCCUGAAUCAAAAAUGGUUCUUGAACGGCAAAACAUUACCUUAAAAUGUGGGGUAAAUUCUUCAUCAACUGAAAAAAUUAAUUUUGUUUGGAAAAAAGAUAAUCAUGAUUUAGAAUCUAUUUCUACAAACCAUUAUUCAUCCUUUGAGUUCAAUGGUAUGACACAAUUUUCUGUUUUAAACUUGUAUAAUAUAUCGAUGUCACAAAGUGGUAAAUAUCAAUGUGUUGCUUCCAAUGAGUUUGGUAUCACUUAUUCUAAUCGUUCAGUCUUAUCAGUUGUUGUUUAUCCAUUUUUUGCUAAAGUCCCUGGAAAUAGCUCUGUAAAGACUGGUCUUACUGCUAAGUUAGAAUGUGCUGCAAAUGGAUAUCCAGCUCCUCAAAUAUCUUGGCAAAAAGAUGGAGGAACUGAUUUUCCAGCAGCACAAGAACGUCGUAUGAAAGUAAUGGCUAGAGAUGAUGUAUUUUUAAUUGUCGAUGUAAAAUUAGUUGACAUGGGCAUAUAUAGCUGUACUGCCAAAAAUGUUGCUGGAAUGAUAGCUGCAAAUGCAACACUAAAUGUUUUAGAACCCCCUUGGUUUAAAACUGAAAUGUCCAACAAACAAGUUAGGGUUGGCGAAGAAGUCGUUUUAGAGUGUUUAAGUUAUGGAUCCCCAAAACCAAAAAUAAAAUGGACUAAAGAUGGCAUUAUUCUUACCUUGAGUAAUAGACACUUUUUUACUGCUGAAAAUCAACUUUUAGUUAUAAUGGAAGCAAAUACAGAUGAUUCAGGCACUUAUCAAUGUGAAAUAACUAAUUCUUUAGGAGUAAAUAGUCAAAAAGUUGAUGUUCUAGUUAUGCCAUUGUAUCGAAGUUUAAUUCACGAAUAUACUCUUGGAUUGGUCAUCAUUGUAAUAAUUAUGUGCAUUAUAAUUAUAAUAGCAAUUUGGGUAUUAUUUGUUUAUAAAGCAAAACGCCCUUCAUCAAAUUUGAUCAAUAAUGCCGAUAAUAAAUCGUUGGAUUCUUCGAACAGCAAAGACAGUGGUACAGGUGAAUCUACUAAAAGAAGUCAAGAACAAUUAUUCAAUGAAUUAGGUUUGAGUACGGGUCAGAAAUUGAAUAAUAAUGUUGGCAAUUUAUCCCCUGAAAUAAAUUUGCCGUUACUUACACACGCUUCUGUUGUUCUUGGCGAAAAUUCUGUUACGUACAAAAAUUCAAAAACUGCCAUCCAAUUACCAACUGCAAAACCAAAUGAAACUGUUGAAGACCAAACGACGAAAUGUGAUAAAAGUUCUGAAAGACCAUGUUCUAAACCAACUCCACUACCAAAUGAGACUCAGAAUUCACCUCCAAUUGCUCAACAGUCAAGUUCUCAUGCCAGCUUUCAUGAACCGUCUAUUGAAGUUUGUUAGUUUAUAACUUAAAAAAAAUUUAAGAAGUUUUUUAUCUGCCUAUAGUAUUAUAUAGAAUGUAUAUAUUGUUUUUUUUCCUACUAUUAUUCCAAGACCAAUAGUAACCUUUGCCUGUGACUUUUGGUCCAUUAAAAAAUAAAGUAAUUAAAAAAACUUGCGAUAUGAAAAAGGAAAGUCUUAGAAACAUUUGCGGACUAAUGUUAUAUAACAACCUAGAAAUACACGAAAAAAGACAUAAUGAAGAGCUGUAUUCUCUUCAAGCAAAAUCCAAUAUACUCAUAUUUAUAAGAAAUACGUGACUAGAAUGGCUGGGAUGUGUAUAGAGUACAAAAUAAGGACGUAUUAACAAAUGUCCCAUAGGAAAAUAAACAAGAAAAGAUCACUUGAAGAUCUAAAUGGAAAAAUACUGUAAAUAAGAAUAUUAGAUGCAACAAUAGAAAGGAGUUUGGAUAAGAAAAAUGGAGAAGCUUAUUAGUGGCAGUGCAGGAUUGUGAUCAUGGAUCGUUAAGCUGUCGAUUCUGAUUAUUAUUCCGACUUAAUCCUACUUAGAUAUUAUUGAAAUAUCAAAAUGGUUCCUGUCUUUAAUUUUUGUUUUUUUAAUAAUUUUAAGAUUAUUUUAUUUGAAUAUAUUAACAAAAUAAUGUAAUACUUCUAUUUACUUUAAACCUUCGACAUGAGUUUUUUUUUUUUUAAAUGAUUUGUAUUUAUUGUGAUUGUAAUUUCCAUAAGCUAACUCAAUUAUUAAGAAGGUGAAUUGAUACGUAUUACUGUUAAAAUGCUUUCAAUUUUUUACUUGUAUUGUUAUUGAACUUUAUAUGACUAUUAAUAGCAUAUGCCAGAAUAUUAUUUUUAUUGUUGGUUAAUUAACAAUUUAAUUAGCUACUACUAAAUUAUAACACAAUGCAUUGAACUCUUGAUUAUUCCUGAGCUAACUAUCUGUAGUCUUCCUCAAAACUAUAAUGAAUUAUUUAUCUUCCACCCAGGGGUUUGGUAUCUGAAGACGACAUACUUUUUUGUCAAGUUUCGCUUCCAAUGUAAAAAUUUGCUCAUGAUUACUGUACCACCCUUAUCAAGAGUUUACUGUAACUAUUUUUAUUUCAAUUGUUACAAAUUGUGUUUUACGAUUUUUAUAUGUAUUAUGGAUCUCAUUACAAAU
Melanaphis sacchari is the source of this 4427-nucleotide messenger RNA. RefSeq names its product leucine-rich repeats and immunoglobulin-like domains protein 3. Lineage: Eukaryota; Metazoa; Arthropoda; Insecta; Hemiptera; Aphididae. Gene Ontology annotation, molecular function: protein binding. The transcript has 15 exons. Bases 440 to 3271 code for a protein of 943 amino acids. The record is from RefSeq and is a predicted model, not a curated record.